CGAACUCGCGAGUUGAAUCCAGCCUUCCAGGCCGCCUCCAUCCAGUGUGACUCCUUUGGAAGAGUUAAGUGGACGUGUUUGUUGCUCCCGCUGGAUGUAGUGGUUACUUAUAAGUGAAUGUCUGCUGGAACGGAUCUCUUGAACGAUGCGUUUAUUAGGCGCUGCUGGUGUGGGCGUGGUCAUAAGUGGAGCUCUGCUGAUGUCGGCUCAAUCCAUGUCCACCCAUAAAGUAAGGACUAAGAGACAGUUCAAUUACAACAACCGCCAACAACAAACUAAUUAUGGAAACGGUUACCAGUCGAGACAGGGCAACAGCAAUAACGCACGCCAACAACAACAACAACAACAACAACAACAACAACAGCAACAGUGGUACACCAGCGGCAAUAACAACAACAACAAUAAUAAUGAACAACAGUACAGCACGGAUUACAACGCCUUGUUACAGCAGUACGCUGCGUUGACUUCAGCAGCAAAUUCAAACACUGGUUAUUAUGAUACGUACAGUAACUCUAUUGCAGACUACGCACCUGAUGCUUACGUACCAGCAGCCACUUUUGCCUCGUCCGUCUCUGAGAAUCCAGACUCUUCACCAGCACUCUCGGCUCUGGCGCUGUUGGGUUUCCUCUACUUCCUAAACCUCAUCCAGGACGUCCUACAGAACAACGGCAGAAGGAAACGUUCAGUCAAUUUGCCUGAAGAAACAGACGAAGGGUUUUACUCGACCUCAUACUUGGAGGAUCCCCUCAUCAUCCCUGAAGGGAUGGAAGAAGACGACACUCCCGGGUUCCUGAAGGACGAAGGUGUAGAGAUCGUGGAAGAGGAAACCGAGGAGAAAGGGGAUACAGAACAAGAGGCAGCGAAGGCAAAAGAAAGGAUGGACGUAGAAUCUCCAGCUUCUGGUCGAAGCUUCUCCUUCCUCGAGAACUUCUUCAUUAAGUUACCCCAGGCAUUGGGUCUUUCCUGGAGGCCUCCACAGAUUGACAGAGAUGGCAGGGACGAAAGCUCGUGGGACAUAGGAAACUUCAUUUCCUCGAGACUUAAGAUGAUAUCUUCGAUCAUGAGCUUUCUGCAGGACCCCAGACCCUCAAGGAUUCGCAGAGGAGUACCGUUGAGUGAAGAUGAUGUGGUCAGAAUUAACGCAACUGAUCAACAAAGCUUCAUCGACAGAUUUCGAAGGUUUACCCACUCUAUGAAUGCUUGGUAUGAUGCACUGGGAGGAGAGAAUUAUGAACCCAAUGACGACUCUUCCUCUGGCAUGGCUGCUAAAAUGGCCUCAUUCUUAGGUGGAGGGAGGCACCUUCAGGAAGCAGUGAAGAAGGACGCAGUGCCCACCUUCUUAGAAAUCACAAAAGGCCUUGAUGGAAGACACCCGCACUGCAUCCAGAGAGCUCUUUGUCGCAUAAACUCGCACACUUAUGGAACUUCCUUCGUUUCCAAACUCGCCAUUCAGUUUUUAAGCAAUCAGCUGAUUGGAGAACCAUCUUCUGAAGGACUUUCGAAGGCUAACCAACGUGCCAUGGCAGCAGGAAGAGAAGGCUUAAACUGUGAAGACGAAUUUCCAGACUGCUCAUCUGAAGCUCCAAGCACAGUACCAUCUUCAACUCUUGAUACUAGUGACAGAAAGUAAAAACAUGAUAGUCGAGAUAAUUUCCAAAAUGCAGCAGUGCAAGUGUUUCAAUGCAAACAAACUAGUACGUACUUUGCAAAAACAAGGGAGACCAUGACACAGCAAACAAACUAGUUUUGCCAAAACAAAGGAUACUGCAACACAAGAUAAACAGAGUUUUGUCAUAACACAAGAAUAGAAAACCAAGUAAUUGUUUGUUUGAAGUUUGACACACCUUGCCUAAUAGAAAGUAGAAUUAUGUUCCAAAGACACCUAACAUUUGUAAAAUGAGGUGUGAGAUUUACAACUAUCCUAUUAUAUUUAACAAAAAUAUGUAUGGGACAGUUUCUCCCAUAAAAAUUUUCUUACAAAAUUGCAUUUUCAAGAUCAUGUAAAUGAUAUAUGGGAUCAAAUAGCAGCAAGUCAUAGUAUAACAUUUAUCAUGAUAAUGUUCAUUAGCAGUGACACAAACAGCUUGCAUUAUAUAACUGUUACAUCACAUGUACUGACUUAGACAAACCGACUUAGACAAACCUGAUGAAAUUAUUCACUAGUUGUGGACCUAUUAAUGGUUGAAAGUACCUCAAAAAAUAGUGAAGGAGCAAAUCGACUACAGAUCUAUUAAGUAUUUAGCAACUAAGUGAGGUAUCACAACUACAUCAGAUGCUUGUCUCUCAUAGCUUUACAUUAUGGUCAAGUCAUUUCUUGGAAUGAAAUGACAUUGACAUUACCUUUUACCAAAGUGGUUUGUGACGUCAGUUCUGUGAAAAGUGAAUAAUUUUGGCAAGUUUUGUUCUAAAUAUUUACAAGUUUAGCACUAUCAAGCUCAAAAUAAUUGUAUUUUCAAGAGAAGCAAGGCCAAUUCUCACUGUAUCUUUUAUAGCUCUAUUUUCAAGAGAGGGAAGGCCGAUUCUCAAUUUUGUAUCUUUUAUUAUAGCUGUUUUACAAUGAUCUCCAAGUCUAGUUCUGAGUUAGGAAUUUUCAUGUUAAACAUGGGGCCAAUAUUCAGGCAUUUGUAAUGUCAACUGCCUUUUCAUUUUUAUACUGAUAUAUAAAAUAUAAAUGGCUCAUCAUAAAACUGUUACUUUCAACAGAAAGGGCAUAAUAAUUUUAAGGUGACUCAUAUUUAGUUGAAAUGCUAUAAAGGGCCUAUAUUACAAAAUAUAUUAGAACUGUUCUCCGUGUCUCCUUCUAUUGGUACUGUUAUCGUUAAUCUUUAUUUAGGAUGUAUUAAUUGGCAUAGGUUAGUGUGCUACCAAGUUGCAUCACAGUUUAAGGUUCUUAAUUUAAGCAAUACUGUUAUUUUGUUGGAGAGCAGUUUAGAAUUCAGACUGAGGACAGUCUUCUUCAAACUUUUGCUCCUAUUGCAAGCUUUCAUAUUUUUAUUCUUACACUGAUUUACCUCGUCAUUAUCGCAAUCAUAAGCAUUUGCAGUUUCUAUUUCUUUCAUGAACUUAAUAUUAUUAGUUCAAUAUGACUUUUUUGCCUGUCAUCAUCAUCAUCAUCAUUCAUGCAUUUAAUUUUCAUAACUGUAUUUAUUAAACCAUAAAAGAUAACAGUACAGUUUA
This is a messenger RNA of Macrobrachium nipponense, 3177 nucleotides long. RefSeq lists its product as uncharacterized. Bases 146 to 1630 code for a protein of 494 amino acids. The record is from RefSeq and is a predicted model, not a curated record. NCBI's taxonomy places the organism in Eukaryota, Metazoa, Arthropoda, Malacostraca, Decapoda, Palaemonidae. The transcript has 9 exons.